Auanema sp. JU1783 is the source of this 906-nucleotide messenger RNA. The record is from the annotation of a GenBank genome assembly. Lineage: Eukaryota; Metazoa; Nematoda; Chromadorea; Rhabditida; Rhabditidae.
AUGUCGGUCUCUAACCGAUUAUGGGCUUAUAAGUGCAUUACUUAUUCAGCUCUUACAUUCUCAGUGGUCGCAAUGCUUUCUGUCUCUAUCUCUCUACCAAUCCUAUAUAACUAUGUUGCUCUGAUUCGCAACACGAUGGAUGUUGAGCUAGCUGGAUGUGAAGACUCCAGCAACAUAAUUUGGAAAGAGUUCGAAGAAACGCUCACGAUGCAGCUCAAUCGUACAAAACGUCAGUCAUAUGGCGCAGGAGACCAUCUGGGAGCUUCUGGUAUCAACAAGGAAGCAAGCUGCGAACCAACUUGUGUUCCUGGCCCUCCUGGACCUGCUGGUCUUCCCGGAAAACAUGGAAAGCCAGGAAAGCCUGGUGCACCAGGAAUGCCGGGAAUGCCUGCAGCAGUUGUCAACUCAGAGCCAUGUAAUCCAGUAACACCUCCACCUUGUCAACAGUGCCCAGUUGGUCCACCUGGACCUCCCGGAGAGACUGGAGCUGCCGGUGAUGCUGGUCCACCAGGACUUGCAGGACGACCAGGAAACGAAGGUAACCCAGGAGAAACUGGUGCUAAGGGAGCUCCAGGUCCCCCAGGAGAACCAGGACAAGGUGGAGUUCCUGGUGAACCGGGUACACCAGCUCCAAACGAAUCAGUUGUUCCUGGAGAACCUGGUCCCCCAGGAGAUCAAGGAGAAGUUGGACCAGCAGGACCACCCGGUCAACCAGGACCAGACGGAUCUCCAGGAAGCGCUGGUCCUAAAGGUCCAACUGGGCCAGACGGUGCUCCAGGAGCUGAUGGUGCUUCCGGAGAACGAGGUCCUUCUGGAGCAUCUGGUAAACCAGGAGAGAAAGGAAUUUGUCCUAAAUACUGUGCAAUGGAUGGAGGAGUGUUCUUCGAAGAUGGAACACGUAGAUAG